Messenger RNA from Arvicola amphibius (Eurasian water vole), 1986 nucleotides. It is a transcript of the gene Ncln, whose product is annotated as nicalin. Lineage: Eukaryota; Metazoa; Chordata; Mammalia; Rodentia; Cricetidae. Gene Ontology annotation, biological process: regulation of signal transduction. The record is from RefSeq and is a predicted model, not a curated record. Gene Ontology annotation, cellular component: endoplasmic reticulum membrane.
AUGCUGGAGGAAGCGGGCGAGGCUGAGAACGUUCUGAAGGCAUCGUGCCUGCCGCUCGGCUUCAUCGUCUUCCUGCCCGCCGUGCUGCUGCUCGUGGCGCCGCCGCUGCCCGCCGCCGACGCCGCGCACGAGUUCACCGUGUACCGCAUGCAGCAGUACGACCUGCAGGGCCAGCCGUACGGCACACGGAAUGCAGUGCUCAACACGGAGGCACGCACAGUGGACGCAGACGUGCUGAGCCGCCGCUGUGUGCUUAUGCGGCUUCUGGACUUUUCCUAUGAGCACUACCAGAAGGCCUUGCGACAAUCAGCGGGUGCUGUGGUCAUCAUCCUCCCCCGGGCCAUGGCCGCUGUGCCCCAGGAUGUUGUCCGGCAAUUCAUGGAGAUUGAGCCUGAGAUGCUGGCCAUGGAGACCGUGGUCCCAGUGUAUUUUGCCGUGGAGGAUGAGGCCCUGCUGUCCAUCUAUGAGCAGACCCAGGCUGCCUCUGCCUCUCAGGGCUCUGCCUCCGCUGCUGAAGUGCUGCUGCACACAGCCACAGCCAACGGUUUCCAGAUGGUGACCAGCGGAGCCCAGAGCCAGGCGGUGAGCGACUGGCUGAUCACCAGCGUGGAGGGGACGGCUGACAGGCUGGGAGGUGAGGACCUCCCUACCAUUGUCAUUCUGGCUCACUACGACGCCUUUGGCGUGGCCCCGUGGCUGUCGCUGGGCGCCGAUUCGAACGGUAGUGGCAUCUCCCUGCUGCUGGAGCUGGCUCGUCUCUUCUCACGCCUCUACACGUAGCGCACACAUGCAGCGUACAACCUCCUGUUCUUCGCAUCAGGAGGAGGCAAGUUCAACUACCAGGGCACCAAGCGAUGGCUGGAGGACAGCCUGGACCACACAGACUCCAGCCUGCUGCAGGAUAAUGUAGCCUUCGUGCUCUGCCUGGACACCGUGGGCCGCGGCAGCCACCUGCGCCUGCAGUGUCCAAGCCACCUCGGGAGGGGACGCUGCCAGCACGCCUUCCUGCGUGAACUGGAGACAGUGGCCACGCACCAGUUCCCUGACGUCAGCUUCUCCAUGGUUCACAAGAAGAUCAACCUGGCAGACGACUGUUGCUGGCCUGGGAGCAAGCAGCGCUUUGCUAUCCGCAGGCUGCCCGCCUUCACGCUGUCACACCUGGAGAGCCACCGCGGGCCGCGCAGCAGCAUCAUGGAAGUGCGGGCCCGGGUGGACUCCAAGACGCUAACGCGGAACACACGGAUCAUCGCUGAGGCCCUGACGCGGGUUAUCUACAACCUGACAGACAAGGGGACUCCCCCGGACAUGCCAGUGUUCACGGAACAGAUGCAGGUCCAGCAGGAGCAGCUGGACUCAGUGAUGGACUGGCUCACCAACCAGCCGCGGGCCGCGCAGCUGCUGGACAAGGACGGGACAUUCCUGAGUACACUUGAGCACUUUCUGAGCCGCUACCUGAAGGACGUGCGGCAGCACCAUGUGAAGGCCGACAAGCGGGACCCCGAAUUUGUCUUCUACGACCAGCUUAAGCAGGUGAUGAAUGCCUACAGGGUCAAACCAGCCAUCUUUGACCUGCUGCUGGCUGUGUGCAUCGGGGCAUACCUUGGCAUGGCAUACACAGCUGUCCAGCACUUCCACCUAUUGUACAAGACUGUGCAGAGACUGCUGCUCAAAGCCAAGGCCCAGUGACGACGGCUGUGGACAGGAGGCUCAGGAGGGACCGGCCCACGUGUGGGCACCCACGCGGCUAGACUGAACCAGAGUUCAGUAGGAUGCAGGGACCUCUCCCGGUCUCCUUGAACUUCCUUGGUGGAGAACCCCGCCCACCUGCAGAUGAGCCCAAUGGGACAGAUGGUCCCCCCAGCCACAUGCACUGAAGGCCACAGGCUUGGCUGGGUCCCAGCAGCCUGCCCCCGCCCUCCUCUGUGGCCAAUCAGUAGGGGCCCAGCACCAGGCCCACCUAUCCUGGCACUGGCUAGCACCUGACUA